This is a messenger RNA of Drosophila gunungcola (fruit fly), 2363 nucleotides long. RefSeq lists its product as uncharacterized. Gene Ontology annotation, biological process: protein desumoylation. The record is from RefSeq and is a predicted model, not a curated record. Bases 210 to 2144 code for a protein of 644 amino acids. Gene Ontology annotation, molecular function: SUMO-specific endopeptidase activity. Lineage: Eukaryota; Metazoa; Arthropoda; Insecta; Diptera; Drosophilidae. Gene Ontology annotation, cellular component: nucleus; cytoplasm. The transcript has 2 exons.
GUUUAGGAUACACCACUAAUCGCCGAACUUUUGCAACACUUGAAUAUUCGACGCCGUUUACAAAAUCUUUAAACAGGAAAAGCCAAAUCUUUAAUCGUCCAGGAGUCUGGAAAAUCGUAUCCGUCUGCUCGAGCAGUUCGGGAUUUGAGAAACUUUGGAGUUAUCUAUGAUGUCUAUGUGUGGUAAUUAAAAUAAACAAUACUUGAUAUAUGUGCGCACGAAUCAUGAAACGCAGGCGGGCAAUUUCGGCGGCGGAGGAUCAGGAGCAUGCAGGGGAGGAGGUGGCACAACGUCCUCAGCAACCACAACAACAAUAUGCUGACUCUCGUUUCACCCGAAAUCCAGCGGUUCGUCGGAUUUCCCUGAACGAUUAUAUGGUCAUGUCGCGCCAAUUGCAAAUCAAUCGCAUUGGCCAGAACAAUCAGAAUAAGGGGGUGGCCAAGAUGCUGGUCCUCAAGGAGAAUGGUCCGCAAAAGAUCAUCACCAUGACGCUGCCCAGUGUAUCCUUCACGGUUCAGGAUAUCCUACAGCAGGUGGGCUAUGAGUUCGAUGAGAACACCACCAUCGAUUGCCUGGAGAAUCCAUCUGGUAAUAUCCAUGUGGUGGUCUCCGUUGGCUUCACCAUGACAGCCACCGCUGCCGAGAUGGCUGCCCAUGCGGACGAGAUUAGCAGAGAGCAGCAAGCUGCCACCAGCAGGGUGGAGAAACCCGAGGAACCGCCAACUGAUCGAAUGGAUGCCCAUUGUCAAGCAGCGAGUAAUCAGUCGCAGGUGCCAGGAGUUGGUACAGCCGGCAAGCGACUUCAACUUGAGGAGAACAACUCUACCACUGGUGGUAGACCAGAAGCUUCUCCAAAAAACCCGAAGAGCUCAACACCCCCAAAGAAAUUAAGCCACAGCAGCGACUCCAAGUCAAAGCCUGCAACGCAAGCUGUUCAAUUCCUGUCUGCUGUCAGUUGUAGUUCGAGUAGAGCCCCAAUUUCAAUAUCAGAAAUGGCAGAGCAAAGGCGUUUGCGCAGGGAUCGCAGGUAUCUGCCAAGCCGGUACUUUGACGAUGACGAUGAUGACGAUGACAAUGAUGAGGAUGAGGAUGGUGUGGUGCUCCUAAGCAGCGACGAGGAUGAGGAGACCAACAUCGACGAGAGGCAAACGGAGAGGAAUGCCGCCGAUGCGGAGAGACUGAAACUGAUGGAAGAGACGUCGCAGGAUAAGAAGCCGCGUCAGCUGUCCGCCGACGAGGAUCUGACUUUGCUAAUCUAUCCGCCCAAGGGCACCGGCGGCCUGUGCAUCACCAUGAAGGAUUAUGUGUGCCUCAGCAGCGGCAAUUAUUUAAAUGACAUUAUCAUAGACUUUUAUCUGCUUUGGCUAAAGAAUACGGUGAUACCAGAGGCUCAACGCGACCGGACACAUAUAUUCAGCACAUUUUUCCACAAGCGUUUGACGACUUUGACGCGUCCGAUGAACAUGAAACAGACGGCCGCCCAAAAGCGUCACGAAAGGGUGCAAAAAUGGACACGAACUGUGGACAUUUUUGACAAGGAUUUCAUAAUAAUACCCUUCAACCAUCAGGCCCAUUGGAUUCUGGCAAUUAUAUGCUUUCCCAGUCUUAGGGGCUCGGUGCCAUAUGAUGGUCAUGGUGAUGGUGGCGGUGGCGGUGGAGGUAAAGGUAAGGAUGAGGAUUUGACGGAUGACAAACCGGUGAAGCAACCUGUGAUCCUCAUCUUUGAUUCGUUGGCGGGCACUUCACGUAAUCGUGUGAUAGCCAUACUGCGUGAUUAUCUCACCUGUGAGUACCAGGCAAAGAAGCCGAAUGCGCAGGCGCACAUCUUCAACAAGGAUAACAUGCCCGGGCAUCGUGUCGAGGUGCCUCAGCAGGAGAAUCUCACCGAUUGCGGCCUCUAUCUGCUGCAAUAUGUGGAGCAAUUCUUUACCAAGCCGAUCAGAGACUACCGACUGCCCAUCAAGGAGCUGAGCAACUGGUUCGACCUGCUCACGGUCACCAAGAAACGCGAGGAUAUUGCCAAUCUCAUCCAGCGUCUGAUGGACGAGGGUAAUCAACAGCAGCAGCAGCAGCAGCAGCAGCGGCGGCGCAUUCUGCCCGUUAUCAAAUUUCCCACACUUAAUGGUCAAAUGGUUAAGGACUGAGGUCGUAAAGGAUAAUUUUGUUCAACACAAAAGGGUAUAAUGAUAGCCAAAAUUUGUUUGUAUAAAUUCAUUAACUUCGCAGGCAUUAUUUGCCUAUCAAAAUUUGUAAAUUUGUAAACUCCCCAAGCGUUACUUACCUAUCAGCAAUAUACUCGAUUUGAAAUUACCCUUUACGACUGCGUUUGCCAAUCGACACAAUAAAAGUGAAGUAAAAUAGAA